UGGUGACGCAAUCGCAAGUUUAGACACGAGUUUAGCGUGAGCUCUAGUCAACAUAUUAGCGUGAAUGAUAACUUUUAAAAGUGGAUUUUGUUUUUUUAUGCGCUAGCUGGACUUCACAGUUAUCGUCCAAGUAAUUAUGUUCAAAAUUACGGGACUUUUCCCCCCUACGAUGAACCGUUUUUGACAGCGUCGCCGCAAGCGGCCGAUUAAUGGCAUGGGACGAAAAGGGCGUCUGCUUCUUUUCUCGGCGUAGUACUCAUUUUCGUCACACAGUACAUGAGGCAAGCUUUACCAAUGGAUAUAUUCGUCCGAUUAACCCGUUACUUUCGUCGAGCAUCUGAGCGCUUCAGGGCAAGAGUUCGUCAUCGGUUGCACUACUCAAGAGUAGUUUUCAACUCUCUUGUCUACAAUGAGUUUGCCGACAUCUAUUAUGCGGGCGACACAUGUAUGGAGCCGCUGUUUUGGAUCGUCGACCACUUCGCAAAAGCCAUGGGGCCGAUAUUUGUCACCACGGUUACCAUUGUGGCUUGCACUGUUAUCGUGAUCGCAUACAUGAUCGGCAUUCCCUACUGGUGGGAGAACAACAAGUGCGUCCUUCUCGUCGCCCUAGUCAUUGGACAUUGGCUCCUCAUCAACAUCGUCUUUCAUUAUUGGAUGGCUCUCACGACUAAUCCUGGCACACCUCCAGAGGCAUCCCUGGUGCCAGAGGUGGUCUCAAUAUGCAAGAAGUGCAUAGCACCCAAGCCGCCCCGCACUCACCAUUGCAGUGUGUGCAAUCGCUGUAUUCUGAAAAUGGAUCAUCACUGCCCUUGGUUGAACAACUGCAUUGGCCACUUCACGCAUCGCUAUUUCUUUAUGUUUUGCUCGUAUGUGCUCAUUGGCAUCAUAUACCUGAUGAUCUUUGGCUACAGAAUCGCUUAUGAAGAGUACUUUUGCACCUUGCCAAUGCCAGCUGUCGGUCUUGCCAGCUCCAAGAUUCAACUUGGCAACCUUGGCAUGUCUAUCAAUGCGACACUACAGGAUACACCUGGGAAUGCUACUCACCCCAACACAGCAAAGCAGGACUUCAUGAGGAAAUACUACAUCACAUUCACGGUCUUCAUCUGCAUAGGAAUAUUUUUCGCCCUGGGAGCUCUUACCAUGUGGCACGCCCGGCUCAUCACGCAUGGUGAAACUAGCAUUGAGGCCCACAUCAAUAAGACGGAACGGAUACGCCUUGGAAAAGAGGGUGUUAUCUACAGAAAUCCAUACGACUUUGGACCUCGAAAGAACUGGAGAAUUUUUCUGGGACUUACCAAUGGCCGGACGUGGAGACACCUUCUGCUACCAUCAGCACACCUGCCUGAGGGCAAUGGCCUCACUUGGACAACCAUUUACAGCGAGAGGUGGUGACCCAUGCACAGCCUCUGACUUUCCUAUCUGAAGCAGGCCAGGAUGUGCACUUGCAGUGCUGCGCUGUGCUUCUUGGGGCUUGCAAGCCAGUGAGCAAGGCUGACAAAUCAUGAUACGUCUCCAUUCCAUACAUCAGUUCGCUGCUUGGCUGCAGUCUUUUUCUUGCCUGCAUAUGAGGUACAAUCCAAAGGGUCAGAAAGUAAUGAAAAAAGCAGCGACUUCUGUGCCAACACCUAUGCCACUAGCUGUCAAAACGCCCUGCACAUAAAGUGAAAGAGAUGCAACUCUCGAAUGCAAAUCAAGGUGUGCCUUCUUUCAUACGUGCAGUAACUUGUCAACUUUUCAUUUUUCUUAUCUGUUUGUGGAAAGCAAUACUGUGAAACCACUGAAGCCAACAAAGAAACACUAAUAGUACCUUCCUAUAUAUAUUUAUGCAAACAUACAUGUAAAAAGUAGCAUUUCUAAGUUGCCAAGCCAACUUUGACCGAGGCUGAAAGUUCCUCUGUUUUUAUAACGAGUGCCAUAGUUUUUCAGUAAGUGAACUCAAGGUGGUGCGUGACACUGCGAAUACAAUGACUGAAAUGCAUGAAAAUAAAGUGGUGCUGCUAGUCUUUCUUUUGCAGCACUAAAAUUCUUUGA
Dermacentor albipictus is the source of this 2031-nucleotide messenger RNA. RefSeq names its product palmitoyltransferase ZDHHC16. Gene Ontology annotation, molecular function: palmitoyltransferase activity. Lineage: Eukaryota; Metazoa; Arthropoda; Arachnida; Ixodida; Ixodidae. Gene Ontology annotation, cellular component: Golgi apparatus. The record is from RefSeq and is a predicted model, not a curated record. Gene Ontology annotation, biological process: protein palmitoylation.